AUUCCCGAGAAUUGCGAAUCCGCCCAUACACUUACCGCUAACCGGCCGCACGCGCUAUUACAUUUAACAGCUUGCAAUUUAUCGGUGUUUCAAUAAAUUCUUCAAUUCUGCUUUACAAUGAUUUACUUGAACUCAUCACACAAACAGCGGUGUGGCAAUGUGAAUGCAUGCUUGGCUUGAAUGUAUUGAACAUCAUCAGAGAAAUCACGUUUCUCUCAAAACGUAGAAGAAAUGCGUGGCACUGUGUGUUUUUGCCAAUUAGUACUUUAGUUACGGACUGAUGUUUUGAUGGUGAGGUUGACCGACGAAAUCAAAGCGAAUAAAACGUUCUAUCGAAAUGCAACACUUACCACAGCUGUGCGUCACCAUUGUUGUUUUGUUAAUCACGUCAAUUGACGUCGAUUGUGUGAUACCGACAUUUCUUUAUGAAGGAAGCCCAUGUCGUUUGCAUACGGGUGUGAAUGGUAUCUGCAAAAAUGCGCUAAAAUGUAACUGGGCCAUCGAAAAUUUGAAGCAGAGACAAAUGAAAUUAAAUGACAUUAGGAGAUGUUCAUUUUCAGGACCACGUGAUGACAUCAUCUGCUGCGGAGAUGAGAGUUUAAGUCAGCCACUUGAAGUGACACCCCGUCCUUGUUUUUUGGAAUUUUUAUUCGAUUUCAAGUGCACGGACCGAGUUCCCGAUCGUAGCACCGAGUCAUCAGAAUACAAACCGCAGAAUAGCGGUGACAAAAUUCGUGAUGCAUGUACAAAGUAUUCGGCAUUGGCUAAACCUUUCAACCCUCCACAUUCAAUCAUAAAGGGAAAAACGGCUGAUCCAAUGGAGCUGCCACAUAUGGCAGGUCUGGGUUAUCCAAAUCGUCAAAAUACAAGCUAUAACUUUGAUUGCGGCGCCAGUCUCAUUGCUGAUCAAUGGGUCGUUACAGCGGCCCACUGUAUCAAGGAGCGACGUAGGCCGGUAAUCGUUCGGUUCGGAAAAAUUUAUCUUCAUUCUGAUUACGAGGAAGGCGUUGACAAAAGCAUAUCGCGCAUUGUUCGCAAUGAAUACUCGGUUAUUACUAAGAAAAAUGAUAUCGCUUUAAUUGAGUUCAUUGGAAGUAUAGCAUUUAAUGAUAUCAUUCGUCCAGCCUGCAUUCACACUAAUGUGAACGAUAUUCUUGAAACAGAUAAUCUUGUGAUCGCCGGUUGGGGUUCAAUCGAACCGGAUAGAACCAAUCGAUCAGAAGCUUUGCUCAAGGCCAAUGUAAAUGCAGUCCCAUUGGAUCAAUGUAAUAGAACAUUGGUGAUCACAAAUAUCGCAAAUUUUCCACGUGGAUUGAGUCAAUCGCAAAUGUGUGCAGUAAAUUUGCGGUCGGGUUCAGAUGCAUGCCAGGGUGAUUCAGGUGGACCGAUUGGAAUUCAUGAUAAAUCAACGGGCGUAUCGACGAUCGUGGGAAUUGUUUCAUUUGGAAUAAGCUGCGGAACAGAAUUGCCAGGAGUAUCUAAAAUCAUCUCAAUAAAAUCAAGAUCUCUUCCACAUCCGUAUUAUUAUAAUCACAAUUUGUAACGUUUAAAUGAUUCAUUUUUCAGGUAUACACGCGCAUUGCGUCUUUCGUUGAUUGGAUUGAAAAUACGAUAUGGCCGUAGCUGUAUCCAUGGGCACAAAUAUGAAUGUAAUAAUUUUAUAUUCACGUAAUAAUCCAAAUUGAAAAUUUCAUUUAAGAUUUAAUAAAACCGAAUUUCUCAGCAAAA
This is a messenger RNA of Sitodiplosis mosellana (orange wheat blossom midge), 1728 nucleotides long. RefSeq names its product serine protease persephone-like. Gene Ontology annotation, molecular function: serine-type endopeptidase activity. Bases 338 to 1543 code for a protein of 401 amino acids. The transcript is spliced from 9 exons. The record is from RefSeq and is a predicted model, not a curated record. Gene Ontology annotation, biological process: proteolysis. NCBI's taxonomy places the organism in Eukaryota, Metazoa, Arthropoda, Insecta, Diptera, Cecidomyiidae.